This is a messenger RNA of Cladophialophora yegresii CBS 114405, 1713 nucleotides long. Its product is annotated as asparaginyl-tRNA synthetase. The transcript has a single exon. The record is from RefSeq and is a predicted model, not a curated record. Gene Ontology annotation, molecular function: nucleic acid binding; asparagine-tRNA ligase activity; ATP binding. Gene Ontology annotation, cellular component: cytoplasm. Gene Ontology annotation, biological process: asparaginyl-tRNA aminoacylation. NCBI's taxonomy places the organism in Eukaryota, Fungi, Ascomycota, Eurotiomycetes, Chaetothyriales, Herpotrichiellaceae. Bases 1 to 1713 code for a protein of 570 amino acids.
AUGGCGGACACCAUCUACGUCGACGAGGACGUCGGCCGGGACGAGGAGUCCGCCGCCGGCUCCCAGGAGGCACCGUAUAAAACUCUUCUAUACGCCAUGAUUCAACACCCAGGAGCCUCGUAUCAGACACGAAAAUCCGAAACUGGCCCGGUAGAUGCCAACGGCGACCCAGCGACCCGGCUGGAAUGGAAACCUGCCGCCAAAUCCGCCCUGAAGAAAGCAACCAACCUCUAUGAACAGCAUAAAAAGAAAUUGGCCAAGGCUGUCGAUCUCGCCAUUCGCGACAAGGAAGCAGGGGACAAGCGGAAGGCCGUGUUGGAAGAGGCCAAGAAGGUGAUUCUCGAAGAAGACAAGAGCUUGCCCGAGCCCGUGCGGAUCAAGCUCAACGUCGUCGACCCUGUGAAGAUCAAACUGGGCACAGCAGAGUCCAAAGGCACUCGGGUCAAAGUCUUUGGCCGCGUCCACCACCUCCGGUCGCAGAAAGAUGUCAUUUUCGUGACGUUGAAAGACGGCAAAGGCCUCAUGCAAUGUGUCUUUACCGGCCAGCUGAUCAAGACCUACGCCGCCAUGACCCUGACCCUGGAAACCUCGCUCGAAGUCCGAGGUGAGCUCAAAUCCCUGCCACCAGGAGCCCACGCGCCUCUGGAUCGGGAACUCCACGCCGACUUCUUCACCGUGAUCGGGGUCGCGGCUGGCGACAAAGACGCCAUUACCAACAAAGUCCAACAAGACGGCGACCCACAAACUCUCCUCGACAACCGCCACCUCGUGCUUCGGGGCGACGUCGCUUCCAGAGUCAUGAAAGUCCGCGCCGCCAUCGAGGGCGCCUUCGUCAAGACGUACGAAGAACUGGACAUGACCAAGGUCUCUCCACCCGCCAUGGUCCAAACCCAAGUCGAAGGCGGCGCCACCCUCUUCGAAUUCGACUACUACGGUGAAAAGGCCUACCUGACGCAAUCCUCCCAACUGUACCUGGAAACCUGCCUCGCGGGUCUGGGCGACGUGUACUGCAUCGAGAAAUCCUUCCGGGCCGAGAAAUCCCUGACACGGCGGCAUCUCAGCGAGUACACACACAUCGAGGGCGAACUCGACUUCAUCUCCUUCGACGACCUGCUCGCCCACAUCGAACACGUCGUCUGCCGCGUUAUCAACAUUGCGCUCGCCGACACCACCGUGGCCAAGUUCAUCGCCGAGCUCAACCCGGACUUCAAGCCGCCCAGCCGGCCGUUCAAGCGGAUGCGAUACUCGGACGCGAUCGACUGGUUGGUCGAACACGAGAUCCCCAACGAAGAGGGCCAGCCCCACGCCUUUGGUGACGACAUUGCUGAGGCGGCCGAGCGCAAGAUGACCGACAUCCUCAACGUGCCCAUCCUGCUGACGCAUUUCCCCGCCGAGAUCAAGGCCUUCUACAUGCCCCGCGACAAGGACGACCGCAGAGUUACUGAGUCGGUCGACGUGCUCAUGCCGGGCGUGGGCGAGAUCGUCGGUGGGAGUAUGAGGAUCUCGGACUUUGACGAGCUGAUGGCCGGGUACAAGCGCGAAGGGAUCGACCCGGAACCAUACUACUGGUACACGGACCAGAGACGGUAUGGGACAAGUCCGCACGGUGGGUACGGGUUGGGGUUGGAGCGGUUCUUGGCCUGGGUGUGUGGGAGAUGGACCGUGAGGGAAUGUUGCUUGUACCCGCGGUUUGCGUAUCGGUGCAAGCCCUAG